AUGCUGUACUGCUGGGGCGAAGGCGCCUGCGGGCAGCUGGGGCUGGGGGAAGGCGACGAGCAGGGGGGCCGGGAGCCGGUGCGCUUCCGACCCGGGCCCCAGGGGUGCUGGGUGCGGGGGGUGGCGCUGGUGGCCUGCGGGGAGCGCCACACGCUGCUGCUGCACCCCGACGGCGGCGUCUCCUCCUGCGGGGACAACGCCCGGGGCCAGCUGGGCAGGAGGCUCCCCGACGGGCGGCGGCGCAGCUCCGGGCCAGAACAAAUCCAAGCGCUGGAAGCCCAGUCUAUCGUCCACGUAAGCUGCGGGAAGGAGCACUCGCUAGCCAUUUGCAGCAACGGAAGGGUCUUCUCUUGGGGAGCCGGAGAUUUUGGACAGCUGGGCACUGGAGAACUGAAAGACCGCAUAAUCCCCAAGGCAGUAGAUGGCUUAUCGACAUGCAAAAUAAUACAGGCGGCUUGCGGACACUACCAUUCAAUAGCCCUGGCAAAAGAUGGCAGAGUCUUCUCCUGGGGGCAGAACAUCUAUGGCCAGCUGGGUGUUGGUAAAGAAGUCUCUUCCCACGGUCGGCCGCAGCACAUUCCUGCUUUGGAUGGCAUCCCGUUGGCUCAGGUGGCUGCAGGCGGGGCACAUACGUUUGCCCUCUCCUUUACGGGAGUUGCGUACGGAUGGGGAAGGAACCAUGCGCAUCAGCUGGGCUUAAGUCAGAGGGACCCGAAAGAACAGAUCUUCAAGCCGUGCUCGGUGGCGUCUCUGAGGAACCUCGAUGUGAUAUACAUUAGCUGUGGGGCUGAGCACACUGCCGUCCUCACUCAGGAUGGCAGCGUUUUCACAUUUGGAGAUGACUCUGCUGGGCAGCUGGGGCAUAGCUCUUCCACCCAGAAAACUGGUCCGCAAAGAGUUGACUGGAUUGGUGGUCCAGUUUCCCAUCUGGCUUGUGGAAGCUAUCACACCCUUGCUUACAUCUCUGCUUCCGGUGAGCUGAUAUCUUUCGGACGUGGAUGCAGCGAACGUGGAACAGCUUGCGAGCAGGCUGAGACGCAGAGCUUUAACAUUAGUGCACUUAUUUCUCCUGAUGAAUUGUUGGACAUCCCGGUGAAACAGAUUUUUGCUGGAACAUACGUCAACUUUGCCAGCACAGUUCAGCCACAGGUUUCUAAAUACACAAAUGGAGCUUGCUGUGCUGAAACUUUGCCAAAGAUUAGCCAAUUGGACAGAGCACUGAUUGACAUGUGGAUGUCAGCGACAGCAGAAAGUGAAACACGGCAGAAGGCAAAAAGAGAAAUAGAAGUGAUAUUUUCUUCCCCUGCCUGUUUAACUGCAAGUUUCCUAAAACCAAGGUCUGCCCUGGAAAUUGGCGACUGUAUAGCAGUUGAUCUACAAAAAGCAAGAGACGUAUUGUGUGAGCUUACCCAGAGAGACUGGAUUGCUGGCAGGGUCUCGUUCUCUCUACUGAACCACCUGAUCCCCUCCCUUCCGUUGACUUCUCCUCACCAAGAGGCCCUUCAAUGCUUCCUUCUGCUGCCUGAGUGCUCUGCUGCUCUUGAAGCUCAGAACCUGCAGUCCUUGGCUCAGCCCUUGGCAAAAGCCGCCGGCGACAUGAGCAGGCGCUCUUCAGACCUUCUGGAAAAAUAUUGGUUAUCCUUGCCAGCCACUUUUUUCGACAGAAUUGUUCAGAUGUUUAAGAAGGCUGUGGUGUCUCAGCUGCACUAUUACUAUGUUCAUCCCACCUGCCAGGAAGUAAUUCCAGUCUUGGAAGUGCUUCAAAAACUAUACAAGGUAAACAAGAAGGCCGGCUGCAAACUCCCACUGAACAGUUUCUAUAUUGAUAAUAUCUCCAAAGCAAUUAACCCUUUUAUCGAUUUAGCCAGAUGGCACACCUCGAUUGAAAACCUUAUUUAUUCCUCUCUCAUCUCUUUCUGCCGCUUUCCUUUUGUUUACAAUCCCAUGGACAAGAUGGUACUGUUCCACCUUGAGUCUACUUUUGUGCAAGAGACCACAAAGGCAGCAGCCCAGCACAUAUUAGUCUGCAAUCAAAUGAACAGAGUUGGUGAAUAUCCCAAACUGCCUGUCUUUCCCUUGCGGGUACAACGCCGUAACCUUGUAGAAGACACUUUGAACAAACUGAGUCAAGUGGAAGACGCCUCCCUUAAAAUGCAAUUGUUGAUUCAGUUUGAAGGAGAGGUGGAUCGACCUGAAGCCGGAGGGAUUUUGUUCGAAUACUUUUUGUAUGUGUUUGAUGAGAUGGUCCAGCCGGAUUAUGGGAUGUUUAUGUACUGUGAGAAGAAUUCUCCUUUGUGGUUUCCAUCUAGGCCUUCAGCCGAGAUGAAAAAGUAUUACCUCUUUGGGAUCCUCUACGGGAUGUCCCUCUUCAAUAGGGUCAUUGUCUAUGUACCUUUUCCACUUGCUGUCUUUAAAAAACUGUUGGGCAAGAAGCCCUCCCUCGAUGACCUGAAAGAACUGAGCCCAGUCUUGGGAAAGAGUUUGCAGGCAGUUCUUGAUUAUGAACAGGAUGAUAUGGAAGCAAACCUUCAGCUGUGUUACAAUAUAUCCUGGGACAAUAUGGAUGUAGAUUUGAUUCCAAAUGGCAGAUCAGUAGCUGUGACCAAAGCAAACAAGAAGGACUUUGUCAGCAGAUACGUGGAUUAUAUCUUCAACAAAUCCGUGGAAGGAGUUUUCGACGAAUUCAAGAGGGGCUUUUUUAAAGUCCUGGACAAACAGGUCAUUGGCUUCUUCGAGCCCCAGGAGCUGAUCGAGGUGGCAAUUGGGAAUGCAAAUUAUGACUGGGACAUGUAUGAAAAGAAUGCUAUAUACUGGGGAAUCUACAGUCCGACUCACCCUACCGUAAGGUUCUUCUGGCAGGUUUUCCAUGAGCUAACUUUGGCUGACAAAAAAGGCUUUCUAUUGUUUGUCUCAGGAAACGAUCGGGUCCCUAUAAUGGGAAUGGAGUCCUUGAAGCUAACUAUUCACUCGCAUAAGGCACUUUCAGAAGAUCAUAUCCCUGAGGCCCAGACCUGCUUCCAACUUCUACUUCUGCCUCCUUAUUCCACAAUAGAGAAACUAAAGGAGAAACUUCUCCAGGCGAUUGAGAACAAUCGGGGCUUUGGCAAACAGUGA
Euleptes europaea (tarantolino) is the source of this 3114-nucleotide messenger RNA. Its product is annotated as probable E3 ubiquitin-protein ligase HERC6. Gene Ontology annotation, biological process: protein ubiquitination; ubiquitin-dependent protein catabolic process. NCBI's taxonomy places the organism in Eukaryota, Metazoa, Chordata, Lepidosauria, Squamata, Sphaerodactylidae. Gene Ontology annotation, molecular function: ubiquitin protein ligase activity. The transcript has 23 exons. Bases 1 to 3114 code for a protein of 1037 amino acids. The record is from RefSeq and is a predicted model, not a curated record.